AUGGAUAUUUCCAACAAGAAACCAACCACCAUCGCCAGCUACAGCAUGAAGAAGUUGUUGAAACAGAUUUUCAAACAACAAAAAUCCAAGAAUAUUGCAGCCAACUCAAUGGACUCCCUCGAAUCCUUGGAGAAUAGCCGUAAUGCCAGUCUUGAAAUGGAUUGUUCGUCAUCAUCCAUGGAAUCAUUUGAAAAUGACAUCAAUGAACAAAUCUUGGCUGAGGAGGGUACCUUCUUUUGGACCUCGGCUGUUGAUUAUCAAUUGAGCUGCUUGCAGCAACAAGAUCGUUGGGCCCAGGCUUAA
This is a messenger RNA of Musca domestica (house fly), 303 nucleotides long. RefSeq names its product enhancer of split m4 protein-like. The coding region runs from base 1 to 303 and encodes 100 amino acids. Lineage: Eukaryota; Metazoa; Arthropoda; Insecta; Diptera; Muscidae. The record is from RefSeq and is a predicted model, not a curated record. The transcript is spliced from 2 exons.